GUUCACGAUACUAAUUAGUUGCCAUCCCUUACCUGUCGUUACUGUUUCAGUUGGACAUUAAGAGCAACGCGGACGCGUACUUUUGGCUAAAGCUCAAAAUCCUUGAAUAGGCCCUUUGCGGCCGUCCCUUUGUUGCUGCAAUGGCUUACUUUCAGCAGCCGCAGCGGCCCAUCGCGGACGGCCAGUAUACUCAGACCAUUUAUACGCUUAUAAAGGACCAGAAGUUUUCAGAAGCAAUUGCACACUUACAGUACCAGCUUCAGAACAUCCCGGAGAGCCGUGCAGCACUAUCCUUGUUGGGAUACUGCUACUACUACACAGGGCAAUAUGAUCUGGCCUCGCAAAUGUACGAGCAGCUGGUCACCUUGUAUCCUAACAACGAGGACUACAAGCUGUACUACUCGCAAAGCUUGUACAAGGGCGGCAUGUAUCCCGAGGCCAGCAAGGCGGUCAUGAAGGUGGAGGGACACCAGAAGGCGGUCACCACUCUGCUGGUGGCAUGCUCAUAUGAGCAGGACGACCUGACGGGUUGCCGGCGGCAGCUGGACAAGUGCGUGCCUGAGGACCCGGACACCAUGGUCAACACCGGCUGCAUCCUGUUCAAGGAGGGCAAGUACGAGGUGGCGCGGCAGAAGUUCAAUGACGCGGUGCAGGCGCUGGGCUACCAGCCCGAGCUGCUGUACAACAUUGCGCUGUGCCACUACAAGACCAAGCAGUUCGGCCCCGCGCUCAAGAACCUGGCGGAGAUCAUUGAGAAGGCGGUACGGGAGCACCCGGAGCUCAGUGUGGGGAGCAACACGGACGGCAUGGAGGUGCGCAGCGUGGGCAACAGCCAGACGCUCAAGGAGACCGCCCUCAUCGAGGCCUUCAACCUCAAGGCCGCAAUCGAGUACACCAUGAAGAACGUGGACGCCGCAAAGGAGGCGCUCACCGACAUGCCGCCGCGUGCGGAGGAGGAGCUGGACCCCGUCACGCUGCACAACAGCGCGCUCAUCAACAUGGACAGCGACCCAACGGGUGGCUUCAAGAAGCUCAAUUUCCUGCUGCAGAGCCCGCCCUUCCCGCCCGAGACGUUUGCGAACUUGCUGUUGUUGUACUGCAAACCCACGCAUGGGUUCUACGACCUGGCUGCGGAUGUGCUGGCGGAGAACCCGCAGUACGCGUCCAAGCUGUUGUCGCAGGACCUGUACGACUACCUGCAAGCCGCCAUCGGUCGCUACAAGUCGCCCGAGGAGGCGUUCCGGCGCUUCGACGAGCUGGCGCACCGCCACGUGGAGCAGCUGAGGAGGCUCACAAAGCAAAUACAGGACGCCCGCAUCGCGCGCGACAACGACGCCAUCAAGCGCGCCAUCAACGAGUACGAUGAGGCGCUGGAGGCGUACAUCCCCGGCCUCAUGGCCAUGGCCUCCAUCUACUGGGACAUGGAGCUGUACAGCAACGUGGAGAAGAUCUUCAGGCAGUCCGCCGAGUUCUGCUCGGAGCACGAGGUGUGGAAGCUCAAUGUGGCGCAUACCUUCUUCAUGCAGGACAACCACUACAAGGAGGCGAUCCGCUACUACGAGCCGGUGGUGAAGAAGAACGCGGACAACCUGCUGGGGGUGACCGCCAUCGUGCUCGCCAACCUGUGCGUGUCGUACAUCAUGACGAGCCAGAACGAGGAGGCUGAGGAGCUGAUGCGCAAGGUGGAGAAGGAGGAGGAGCGGUCCGCCCUGCAGGACCCCGACAAGGCGUGCUUCCACCUGUGCAUCAUCAACCUGGUGAUCGGCACCCUCUACUGCGCCAAGGGCAACUACGAGUUCGGCGUGUCGCGCAUCAUCAAGUCGCUGGAGCCGUACGACAAGAAACUGGAAACCGACACAUGGUACUACGCCAAGCGCUGCUUCCUGUCGCUCAUCGAGAACCUGGCCAAGCACAUGAUUGUGCUCAAGGACAGCAGCUUCACGGAGAUCAUGGCCUUCCUGCACGAGGCGGAGAAGUACGGCAAGGACAUCCGCGUGGUGUUCAAUGAGGGCAAGCACCAGAGCCGCACAAUCGCCUCGGAGGCGCGCAUGCUCAAGAAGAUGUUCCUCAAGCUGCGGGAUUGAGCGUGGGGGUGAGCGUGGGGGUGAGAGGGGUUGAGGAGGAGAAGGAAGGGGCGGGAUGGGGUGGGGUAAUGUGGGGUGGUGGAUGGCGUGCGUGGGUGCGUGCGUGCACAUGCUGUGUGGGGUGGUAGGAGGGUUUAAAGAGGGGCAUGUGAACUUGGCGGGGAGCAAGCGUGCAAGCGUCCUGAGAGGUGUGCGAGAGGAGUGAGGGCUGGGGCUGCUGCUGGCAGCAGCAUGACGGCCGGCCGCAUGUUGUGACUACGAGAUACGGACUCGGCUCUCCUUGACAUGCAUGACAGUGCAAGGGACGUAGUGCGGCCGUUGCCUGGGACUGUGCUUAGGGCUGCGGGCGAGAUCCGGCGUUUACAGUUCUUGAUGGCGUGAGGGUACCUUCUGCUAUAGGUACCAUCCAUUUAAGGAAAAGCGGUGGGUGGUGUUGUGUGCCAUGGGAGGUUUGGCCUGCUGAAAGAUGCAGCAGUGGUGGCGGACGGAUCCUGCCGGCGAUGGCCUGCGGUGUGACAACCAGGAGGAAAUGAACGAGGCCCAAUAUUAGAUAGAUGGCAUGGGGUCCCCCUGUGAUUCAAGCAAUGAACUCUUUCUCUGGAGUACCACAAUGGCGACCUUGUAUUGGCGCGUGCGCUCGUGGGAUUUGGUGACUCGACUGGACACACGGGGGUUGCGACACAGGGACACGGAUAGGCGCUACAACGCAGGUGUACAUAGCAGCGUGUAUAAUGAGACUUUUGAAGGCAAGGAGGCGGCGGCAGGGAAUGCUGUGAGCCAGUGUUAAUGACGGCACGGCACUUAUGCCAUACGCCGUGAGGAGGCCCGUAAGGGGCUGUAAUCCUUGCUUACGUGCGAGGAACAUGCUGGCAACGACAGAAGAGGACUGAGUGGCUUGGCUGUUAGGCUGGGCACGCUUUGUAAGUCGAGAUGUAAGGGAGAUGCAAGCGAUUGUCCGGAAAGGCCCCGUCAGUGCUCCUGCGUGCACGUAC
This is a messenger RNA of Astrephomene gubernaculifera, 3076 nucleotides long. Lineage: Eukaryota; Viridiplantae; Chlorophyta; Chlorophyceae; Chlamydomonadales; Astrephomenaceae. The record is from the annotation of a GenBank genome assembly.